Messenger RNA from Diachasmimorpha longicaudata, 5040 nucleotides. Its product is annotated as hemicentin-1-like. The transcript has 15 exons. NCBI's taxonomy places the organism in Eukaryota, Metazoa, Arthropoda, Insecta, Hymenoptera, Braconidae. Bases 832 to 3327 code for a protein of 831 amino acids. Gene Ontology annotation, molecular function: protein binding. The record is from RefSeq and is a predicted model, not a curated record.
GCCGGCCGUGGAUCACGCGUACUGUUGAGUCGCUCUCCCGCGUCGGUAAUACACGUAUUAAAAUUCCCCGGAGCGGAGAACUCCAUUAAAUUUCGCAUAAUUAAAAAUAAUAAGAGAAAAUCCCAGCCUCAAAUAAAUAGCACAAAGAAUAUAAAAAUCUCGGAGAUGAAAAAGGUAAAUUACGGUGUAAAAAAUUCGUAAUUAAAGACAAAAAACAUUACGUGUUCCAGUUUCAGUGGGAGAAUUUAAUCAGUAAGAAAUUGAUGCGUAAUUGGACACUGACUGACUCAAGUAGUUCUCCCUUUGUUUCGGCGUCGCGUGCCUGUUCGCUCAGAUUCCGGGAAAAUUGUUUUCGUGAGAGGUCGAAGUGACGAGUGAUCGGUGAAAAUCAGUGUAUCGCGUUGUGAAUAAUAAAUAGAUGUGAUAGGGUAUCAUCUUUCAUCUCUCCAGUGGCCAACUGCUUCCGACGUGAACAAAAGUAUCGGCUGAAGAAGAAGGAAGGACAAAGAAUAUAAUAAAAAAGCUGUUGUCGCAGGCGGUGCACUCGUUAUGGCGGUAACAGCUCCUUCCUGCGAUGGAUAGCCCACAGACAGGGAUGAUUUUGUCACAGUGGUUGUGUCACCUCAGUCUUCAGUGAUUGCUGGUGGUGGUGGUUGGGUAGUUCACGCUGGUAGUAGUGUUUCUGGUGAUUGAGUGCGAUUAAUCAGAUCUGCUGAUGGAGGACAAAAUUAAUAUCUGAGAUUGUAGCCAGUUGAUUGAAGCAUGUGGAUUACGUGAAGUAAGUGUUGAUUCAUCGCAGACGAGUGAUUUUAUAAAAGAAAUUAGUGAAAAAUGUGGAGUGUUGUGAUUGUCAUCGGGAUGAUGAACUUGGCUGCCUAUGCUGCCAUUGGGAUAACACCGAGGGAAACUAUUGUGCCUAUGUUGAAUAUAAGUGCGGUGGAAGGUGGUGCUGUUGAACUACCCUGUGACAUAACCCCCUCUGGAUAUGAUGCACUUCACAUGGUCUUGUGGUUCAAGGACGGAGGUGAUGGGAAUCCAGUUUACACAGUCGACGUCAGAAACAAAGCACUGAACGAUGCUCAACAUUCCUCCGACACCGGUGUCUUCGGUCCUCGUGCUUUUUUCCGAACCGCAAUGACCCGGACCGCAGUCCUAGUCGUCGACAAUGUCAAACGUCACGACGCCGCAAUCUACAGAUGCCGGGUAGACUUUCGUCAGGGCCAAUCUCGAAGUAUCCGCUACAAUCUAUCAGUUGUUGUCCUACCCGAAAAACCAGUGAUACUAGAUCGCUGGGGACAGGCGUUAAAUCGAACCGCUGGUCCCGACGAGGAGGGUGCAGAUCUCAUUUUAACAUGCCGGGUAACUGGAGGUACACCUCCCCCCAGGGUCAGGUGGACUGUCUACAACACCAGGAUCGAUGUCUACGUGAAGAGUUCUGCAGAUGUCAUUGAGAACAAGUUGACGAUGAGAUCUCUGAGGAGAGCUGACCUGGGUAUGAAUUUCACGUGCGAGGCGAUGAAUACUGAUCUAGUCGAGCCAACGAGAAAGACUGUGACACUCGAUCUUAUUCUGAAACCUUUGACAGUGAAUAUCAGGAGACCUGGCAGCAUCGCCGACGAAGGAAAAAACGACUCAUUACAAGCGAAACGCCGUUACGACCUCGAGUGUGAGACAACAGGAUCAAAUCCUCCAGCGAUAAUCACUUGGUACAAAGGAAAACGGCCUCUUAAGCACGUGAGGGAGGAAAGGAGUCAAAAUCGUACAAUCAGCCGGGUGGAAUUUUCACCGAGUGUCGACGACAAUCGCAAAUCAGUGACAUGCAGAGCUGAAAAUCCAAACGUGACAGGUCUCUACCUAGAGACUUCAUGGAUCCUCGAUGUCGUAUAUCCACCGAUAGUGUCUUUGAGCCUGGGAUCAACCCUUACCCCCGAGGACAUCAAGGAGGGAGACGACGUUUACUUCGAGUGUCACAUUAACGCAAAUCCACCGAUAUCAAAACUCGCCUGGAUCCACAACGGAAUACUGUUAACUCACAAUACAACGGCGAGGGUCAUCGAGUCUAAUCAAAGUUUAGUACUCCAGAGUGUAACGAGAAAUAGUGCUGGCUACUACGUAUGUGCAGCUACGAACUCAUUGAGGGAAACCAGGAGUGAACCACUGCUCUUUCGUGUUAAAUUCGCUCCGGUGUGUAAGGACGACAGGAUUGUCGUUGUUGGGGCAUCAAGAGGUGAAUCGUUGAAUAUCAGCUGCAGAGUGGAGGCGGAUCCCCCGGUGAGAAACUUCCGGUGGAAGUUCAACAACAGUGGGGAGACUCUUGAGGUGUCACCGAGGAGAUUCACAAUACCGAGGCCAGGUGACACCAAUGGAGUUAGCGUGCUCAAGUACACACCGGCCACGGAGUUAGAUUAUGGCACGUUAUCGUGCUGGGCGGACAACGACGUUGGCGAACAGCCGAAACCGUGUCUUUUUCAGAUUGUUGCAGCUGGUAAGCCCUUUCCAGUUCGCAAUUGUACCCUUGCGAAUCAGACGUACACGAGUGUAGAGGUGAAAUGCGUUCCUGGAUAUGAUGGAGGAUUGCCACAGAAGUUUAUCCUCGAGGUUUAUCACGGGGAUUUUGAUUUUUUGGAGACUCUGGAGCCAAGGUGGAAUGUUACCAGUGAGGAUGCCUUUUUUGCACUCUCGGGAUUGGAGGCUUCGGUGGAUGCCGGGGUCCACGUGGCCGUUUAUGCGGUCAAUGCCAAGGGACGGAGUCUACCGGUGGUUUUGAGUGAAGUGACUUUUCGAGAUGCGGAGAAACGAACCGGUCAAGACGCAGGAAUGGUACUGUCUCCAUUGAUUGGUAUCAUCGUAGGAGCUCUGGUGACGCUCGUCCUCAUAGUUUUUGUUGUUGUCAUGAGGGUCCGGAGAGAACGAAUAUCCAAACCACGUCACGAAAAACCCGCUGAACUGCGAGAAAUACCGACGCAGCAGUAUCCGAACCAGAGUCCCCAGCAAACCGUCGAGACGGAUCCAGACGUUAUUCCGAACAAGUUUGAGGGUCACCUCGUCGAAGUCAGCCCCCCGAGCUACCCAGUGAGCUACCCUAGUGGCCACUGGGUGACACCGGGUCCAACCCCGAGCAUCGACGAACUCUGUCACAAAUUCACUGGUCGUCCCACAGAGCUGAGACUCCCCUCAAGAAGCACAAUACCAACCCUCUCCAAUGCAUCAAUCACAGGGGUUGUGGUUGGUGCUGGCCAAGGUGUCUUCGUCGCCGGCGAAUGUCUGGAUGGUGAGGCCAUCAAAAGACGGUUAAUGGCUAACAGACUUCCCGAAAGCUGUGUCUAAGCUAUUGAAAUUUUAAUUGACGGUAAAAAUAUUAAUCAGUCAAACAAAAAAAAUUCAAGAACUUUUUCGAAUGAAUUGAACGAUUUUUUCGUCGCUGUCGUCGAGUAAAAAUGGUAAAUGUGAUUCAAUGGGUGGAAAAAUCUGACAAAAAGACAACAAACAUUGUAGCCAAAUAGGAACAGACACUUUUCCACAGAAUCUAUGGCCCUAUUUCCCAAGGAAAUAAUUCUCAUCCGCUGUGAAAAAACACCUAUAGAAUUUUUCGCUGAAAAUUUUGUGAGCAAGUUUUUCAUACGUGUAUAAACUUUGAUUAUUAUUCGGGUCAGGGUGACUCUGGGGGUGACUGCUUUGCUCCAGUGAGCCACAAUUCCAUUCGAUACUCUGAAAAGCUACCACAAACCAAUUAUGUAACCCAGACCCAUUCUCAAUUCGAAUUUUUCCACGAAAUACGUGAUAGGAGAGAGUUGGGAUUUCUCAACGCUCACACACACUUGGCUUAGCAUCGAGAAAGAUUGAUGGUGGAGGCGCGUUAAACAUUGUGAGCAAUCGGAGAAAUUGGGAGACAGAUGAAAUGGAUUCUGUGAGUCAAAAGUGAGAGAAACUUGAUGUCUGGGGUAAUUUACCUGAGGUCUGGAAGUUCUAGUGAUUCUUUGAGGUGGGAGGGAGAGGAGAGAAUGUCGAUAUUACGAUUAAUGAAUGAACAUUGAUCCAAUGGUGCGAGAGGGAAAGAGAUGUUGAAGGCUGGAAAUAUGAGGAAAGAGGGAAAUGUAAGUGUAGAAUAUAAUUUUAAAGAUUAUUUCAAUUCCCUUUUUUAUCGAAAGUCCUGAAAGGAAAAGCUACUCACGCAUGAGAUAAUUACAUAUUCAUAAUCCAUUGAGAGAAACAAACCUAUGACGUUUCACUGAAAUUACAUCUCCCCAGGUUUCUUCAACUUCCUUUCCUUCAAAUGCACCAGAUGUCAUGAGCGCAGGGGUGGGAGAAUGUAUGAGUGACUUGGUGGAGAAUAGAAGGAAAAUUGUUGGGGCGAAAUGAAUUUAGGAAGUGCCAUGUGACAAAGUGUAAAAAGAAAAUUACUUUUUCUUUUUUUUAUAAAACCGCAUUCCCUCGGGAUUUUAACCUCGACAAUUUUUUCUCCACUUCAGGAGUUUCGCAACGCCAAAAAAAAGGGUUCACAUUUUUUUUUUCAAAGAUUUCUUCUUCAAAAAGGAACAAAAUAAUUUUUUUGUUUUUCUUCAAAGCGAUUAAAUUAGAACUAACCCCAGGAGAAUUCCGUGAUGAUAUUCAAUGAUAAAUGAAGUGGAACAAUGACUCAUCGUCGAUUCACGUCAGUGUAAAACCGAAGAAUGACAGUUUGACGAGUGAAAACUUGUUAGUAAUUUAGAAAUCACUAGAAUAUUAUUGUAUAUAAUCGUUAUGAGAUAUCGAACUGAAUGAGACAACUCUGAGAAAAGACUAAUGACAUUUUAAUUAAGAUAAAAAACACUCGUUGCAUCUUUUUGGGCGAUCGAAGCGUCAAUAAUCGAUUGAAAAUCGAUAAAACAAAUGAGUAAAAUUGGGGCUAAAUUGAGGAUUUUGUUUGUAAAUAGAACUUCCUUGAAACUUGUUGACCUCUUGACGCCUUCAUAUCGGACUCCAUAUCGUCUCGAAAUCACUUCAUAUGUAUAUAAUAUAUAAAGUUUUAAUUGUAAUAAACUAUUAACUGUCAAACUGCCA